UGAGGGCCUUCCCCCUCUCGGCCCCGCGGGUGCGCGAGCCCCGAGUUCCGGACUCCAAGCAGCGGUUAGGUGGCGGUCGCUCCUCGGCCUCGGCUUACGGCGGGCCGCGCAUCCCGGGCCUCCUCGCCGCCUCGGCGGGGUCUCCGGGGCCGCCAUGGUUCUGCUGCACGUGAAGCGGGGCGACGAGAGCCAGUUCCUGCUGCAGGCGCCGGGGAGCACGGAGCUGGAGGAGCUCACGGUGCAGGUGACCCGGGUCUACAACGCGCGGCUCAAGGUGCAGCGCGUCUGCUCAGAAAUGGAAGAAUUGGCAGAACACGGCAUAUUUCUCCCCCCUAAUAUGCAAGGACUGACUGAUGACCAGAUUGAAGAAUUGAAAUUAAGGGAUGAAUGGGGUGAAAAGUGUGUACCCAGUGGGGGCUCGGUAUUUAAAAAGGAUGACAUCGGCCGAAGGAAUGGGCAAGCUCCAAAUGAAAAGAUGAAGGAAGUGUUAAAGAAGACCAUAGAAGAGGCCAGAGCAAUCAUAUCGAAGAAACAAGUGGAAGCUGGAGUCUGUGUUACCAUGGAGAUGGUGAAAGACGCCUUGGACCAGCUGCGAGGUGCAGUGAUGAUUGUCUAUCCCAUGGGGCUGCCGCCAUACGAUCCCAUCCGGAUGGAAUUCGAAAAUAAAGAAGACUUGUCUGGGACUCAGGCAGGACUGAAUGUUAUUGAAGAACCCGAGGCCCAACUGUGGUGGGCGGCCAAGGAGCUCAGAAGAACAAAGAAGCUUUCAGACUAUGUGGGCAAAAAUGAGAAAACCAAAAUUAUCGUCAAGAUUCAGCAAAGGGGACAAGGGGCCCCAGCCCGAGAACCGAUCAUCAGCAGUGCGGAGCAGAAGCAGCUGAUGCUGUAUUAUCACAGAAGACAGGAGGAGCUCAAGACACUUUUUGCUUCUGGAUCUGUUUUAUAUUCUCACGACCGCUGCUGCCUUGGAAGAAAUGGAAGAAGUGUCUUUUCUCCCUGCGAGUCAGGUGUCCGCCGAGCAGCGUGACCGGCAGUGGCCGCUAGAGGCCGCCCGACACUCACCGCCCCGCUGGGCUCAGCCCUGGAUCCUUCCAGGGCCUUCUUUAAUCCCGCCCGACACGGUCACUUUCCUGGCAUCGCCCAGCUCCCAAAGGUAAAGUUUGCCUCCUGGCUGACGCCCGACUGGCCUCGCUGUGUAGGUGUAAAGGCUACACCGUGAUGAAAGCCGGGGAGCAAGCUUGUCUGACCUGGAGACCGAGCUGGUUCUUCUGUAACUUCUGGGCUAACGAACGCAGCCCCUGUAGCAGACGGUUCUCCCAGGUGGGCUUGGCCUCCAGCUCCCCGUGCGCUAGGCUUCCACGGAGGCUGACGACCGGGUCUGGCUCAUUGACCACCCACCAUCCUGGCCGGUUUUUAAACCCCAUCCCAUCAUCCCCCACAGACCCUGGCACUGGAGCUCAAGUUCAUCUCCCAAACUGCCUGAGCAGCCAGAGCGGCCUAGAAAUCCUGUCCUGAUUGGCUUUUGGCGUGUAGAGUUCUGUUCCCGUCAUUGGAGGAAAUGCAGCGUGCUCGCCCUGAGGAAGAGCAGUGACAGGGACGUCCCCUGCCCCUGCCCUGGCCCCGCUGUGCCCACGGCUCCUCUCCCUGCCCCACGGCCACAAAGAAGGUGCUGUGGAGGCAGGGGCGGGGUGGGCAUGCCUUCUGCCUGCGGAGGGGCAGGAUUUCCUGGGGGGAGGGGGCGGCCCGGCCACUUCCCCUCUGCCCGUGCCCGCGGGUCAGACCAGUAUACAUGGGAACGUGGCAGCAAGAUCCACCAAGACUCUGCCCCCACCUGGAAGGGAGGACUUGGGCCCUCGGCAGAGACUAGCCUCUCAGGAGCAGGAAGGACCUCGAGCCCUCUGCACACGUCCGUCUCCCAGAACCUUCUGCCUCCUCUCCUCCCCUCCCCACCAUCUCCAGCUUCCUUAUAGCGGCUGCCCCCAAGCUGGCUACUGGAGUCCUGCUGUUCCCUAAGCAGCGUUUCCUGAAGUGGGUUGGAGCCAACCACACGUCUCAUUGCAACUGACUCGUGUUGUGGCUGAUGGUCAAAGUUUGUAAAGUCAAAUCUGCAUCUAUUUUCUUUUCGACUUUGGUUAUAACUUUGUUUCCACGAAAAGUUUUUAUACUUGCACGAUGUGAAGUUUGCAGUAAGAUCCUAUGAUUUUAUUUGAGGAGCUUCCCGCCUUCGACAGUGUAUAGUUUAUGCACAUUACAUCCAUGCCAGACUUGGAAAAAGCGUCAGCAAGUCACAUGAUCACAGUAGCUCUUUUUAAGAACUUUCUAUAGCAUUAGGAAUGCUUACUGACUCACUGGGAUAUAAAUGCUUUAUGUGGC
Messenger RNA from Leopardus geoffroyi (Geoffroy's cat), 2373 nucleotides. RefSeq names its product cilia and flagella associated protein 298 (gene CFAP298). Gene Ontology annotation, biological process: regulation of cilium movement. The transcript is spliced from 7 exons. Lineage: Eukaryota; Metazoa; Chordata; Mammalia; Carnivora; Felidae. The record is from RefSeq and is a predicted model, not a curated record. Bases 155 to 1027 code for a protein of 290 amino acids.